GUCUGACGUAACGAGGUAAGGCUAAGUGGGCGUGGUUUCAGGGGGUGACCGGUUUGUGGCGGUUGGAUCGAAGAGGCGCGCACAUGGAUGGUGGCGCAGCGGCCUUAGUGGGUGACGAGGAGGAGGAGGAGGAGGAGGAGGAGGAGGAGGAGGCGGAGGCGGAGGCGGAUAGCCUGGAUGAGGGAGAAGAGGAGGGCGGCCUGGCUGAGGAUGAUGCUGAUGCUAGCCUGGAUGAGGAAGAGGAGGCUGCUGCCGAUGCCGGAGUGACAGAGACAGAGCCGACUGUGGCUGUUGCUGUCGGAGGGGCGAAGUUAACAGUAGGACCUGGGUCGACUCGGCGCAGAUUCUCGGGGAGUCUCUUCAUCUGCUCCUUCGGCUGUGGAGCCACGUUUUCCAAGAACUGGAGGCUACAAGCUCAUCUGUGUAGGCACACGGGGGAGAAACCGUUUUCUUGUGAAUAUGAAGGUUGUAAUAAAAGCUAUUCUAGAAAAGGUCACCUUACAAGGCACAUUCAGAUUCAUAGAGGAGAAAAACCAUUCAGGUGUACAGAUGAAAGAUGUAAUCAAACAUUUACUACAAAAGAUAACUUAAAGAAGCAUCUCUCAAGAAAGCAUGACAACAUAGAAAAGCUGUAUUUGUGUGACUUUGAAGGAUGUGGUAGAUCAUUCAAGAAACAUCAGCAACUCAAAGUUCAUCAAUAUGAGCACACACGUGUCCCAGCAUUUAAGUGCAAUUAUGAAGGGUGUGACAAACGCUUUUGUCUUCCAAGCAAGUUGAAGCGUCAUGAGAAGAUGCAUGCAGGUUAUGCAUGCAAAGUGGAAUGUUGUUCAUUUAUUGGAAAAACUUGGACAGAGUUACUUAGUCACAAGCAGAAGCAACAUAAAGAAGCCUUUAUUUGUAGUGAGUGCAGUAAGAAAUUUAAACGGAAAGACACUCUUCAAGCACACCUUAAAAUUCAUGGUCAAGAGAGGGAAGUCUUUCGAUGUCCCAGAAAGGGUUGUGAGAGAACUUAUACCACAUCAUUCAACCUGCAAAGCCAUAUUCUCUCAUUUCAUGAGCAACAGCGAAAUUUUGUUUGUGACCAUUCUGACUGUAGGAAAGCUUUCUCCAUGAAACAAAGUUUGGACCGCCAUUCUAUUGUUCAUGAUCCUAAAAAACAGAAAUUAAAGGGAAAACAGCCACGUCCUAAGCGUUGUCUUGCCUCUCGCCUUGCUGGAUACAUUCCUCCCAGGAAACAGCCUGCUGCGGCUGUGACUACUUUAUCUGAAAUGCUUGAACAGGCCAAGAUGUCAGGAGUAAAGAACAAAACUGAGCUGAUGGAGCCUGUGGUAGCUAAUUAAUUGUUCAUAGUAUUACUAUGAAAGAAACCUUGGACUUUAAAUGUUUGUCACAUUGAUGUGUAUAGUAUUUGUAAGUGGUUUAACUUCUCCAAAAAGGUGCUGAGAUUGUGAAGACUAAUAACAGGUUUCAGAACACUCCAUGGAUACCUUGCAGAGCUUUUCAAUGCGGUACAGGUGAUAUUUGGAGAUUUGAAUCUACCUUAAAAUACUUUGCUACUAAUUGCUAUUAGGAAGUAUUUUUCUCUUUCCCAUGCACCUAAUUCCUAAUAUCGUCUAUUUCCAAUUAGUUUGUCAUAGCAAAAAUAAAGUUUUACAAAAUAGCUAUAAUUUGGCUAUUAUGCUAAAUAGCUCCUCUUUCUGUUCCAAAUUUAGCAGCUUUUCCUCUUCAAUUUUGACUGCUGUCUUUCAGUUGUUGCAUUGCUGCUACUGAACUGUAACACAUGACCCAAGUGGCCUAAUUCAUGUAUUAGGUAGUCUGAUCCAUUUUCUGUCAACAUGUACAUAUCUAAGAAGGAAUGUGUUGUUGAUUUGGUAUUUUUAUUAAUGAUCUGUAAUGUGAAGGAUUUGGAAUAGCUUUGAACAAAAUUAUAAUAAAUAGUGAAACUAUU
Messenger RNA from Pristis pectinata (smalltooth sawfish), 1948 nucleotides. RefSeq names its product transcription factor IIIA-like. The transcript is spliced from 9 exons. Bases 84 to 1340 code for a protein of 418 amino acids. Gene Ontology annotation, cellular component: nucleus. Lineage: Eukaryota; Metazoa; Chordata; Chondrichthyes; Rhinopristiformes; Pristidae. The record is from RefSeq and is a predicted model, not a curated record.